CUGGACCUGGAGUUUUAACUCCUCCCAGUUUCAGCCCUAAAUUCUAAGCUCCCUUUCUAUCUAUCUUCCCGCCACCACACGCACGCAAGCGGUGUCUGUCAAAGAAUCGACCGUUUUCGUAACCUCCAUUUCCAUACAUACUCCCGCCAAAUCUCACAACCGGCUGUCACCGGUAACACCUCCGUACAAUUCCGGGUUUUUACUCUGAGGUCGGAUGAAGGUUCUGGAAGGUAGGGUUCCCAUACAGUCGCACGUGGACCAGCUGCAUGAGAGUUCCGCGCUUUCCUCCCAUUUUAAACAACUAUGAGUGCUGUGAAUAUCACCAACGUUACCGUCCUUGACAAUCCUGCCUCCUUCUUGACCCCCUUUCAGUUUGAGAUCUCCUACGAGUGCUUGACCCCUCUCAAAGACGAUUUGGAAUGGAAACUCAUCUAUGUGGGAUCUGCUGAGGAUGAGACUUAUGACCAACUAUUAGAGAGUGUACUAGUUGGGCCUGUCAAUGUGGGGAACUAUCGAUUUGUUUUACAGGCAGACCCGCCGGAUCCAUCAAAAAUUCGUGAAGAAGAUAUCAUUGGUGUGACAGUGCUUCUGUUAACAUGCUCUUAUCUGGGUCAAGAGUUUAUCAGGGUGGGCUACUAUGUCAACAACGAUUACGAUGAUGAGCAGUUGAGAGAGGAACCUCCAUCGAAGGUCUUAAUUGAUAGGGUUCAAAGAAACAUUUUAUCUGAUAAACCUAGGGUUACGAAGUUCCCCAUCAAUUUCCACCCAGAGGAGAGCGAAAGUAGAGAACAACCACCUCCACCUGAUCACCCUUCUGAGACUGAUGGAAAUGAAGAAUUGCCUGCUUCACCUGAUCCUCAUCCUUCAGAUGGGAAGGGGCAGUAAAUAAUGCAAUCACAGGAACUACUUCCAGUCCCUGACCUCUUGAUUUUCUCAUUCAAGGUAUUAACGGUGGUUUCAUUUGGGAGGGAUUUUGAUUGCAUUAACUUGACAAAAAUGUGAAGCAGUUCAUGAGGUGGUGGUUGAAGUUCUAGUGUUCAGUUUGACCAUAGAUUGUUAAAUCCUAUUGUAUUAAGCUGAUUGCUGCGUUGCAAAUUGAAUCUUCAGUUGUGUUGGGGGCCAAAAAGAGAAAUCCUGGGUUCAUAGUGGUUUUCAUCGAAUUUGGCCUUACUAGUUUUGGGGUUUAAUUAUCAAUAUUUGCUGAAUGUAUCGCUGACAACCAAUGCUUCUUUUAAGUGGUUGAGGCUUCCUAAUGUUGGGAGGACAAUUGAGUGAAUUCCCCAUAUCACAA
Molecule: messenger RNA, 1291 nt
Organism: Carya illinoinensis
Lineage: Eukaryota; Viridiplantae; Streptophyta; Magnoliopsida; Fagales; Juglandaceae
Product: probable histone chaperone ASF1A
Exons: 4
Coding region: 304-885 (193 amino acids)
Biological process (GO): DNA replication-dependent chromatin assembly
Cellular component (GO): nucleus
Molecular function (GO): histone binding
Source: RefSeq, a predicted model, not a curated record